UUCCGCCCUCCUGGAGUCGUUGCUUGUCGCUGCGGUCCGGGCAGGAGCGAAGAUGCUGUCGGUGCUUCCGCGGGUGGAGCGGCUGUCGUCGCGGGUGGUUCGCGUGCUGGGCUGCAACCCGGGGCCCAUGACCCUGCAGGGCACCAACACCUACUUGGUGGGCACCGGGCCCAGACGGAUCCUUAUUGAUACAGGAGAACCAUCUGUCCCUGAAUAUAUUAGCUGUUUGAAACAAGCACUCAAUGAAUUCAACAUCUCGAUCCAGGAAAUUUUGGUAACACACUGGCACUAUGAUCACAUGGGAGGCAUACCUGAUAUUUGUAAAAACAUUCCCACUAUAGCUUCUGAAUAUUCCAUAAGUAAACUUCCACGUAACCCACAUCGUGAAGAAAUAAUAGGAGAAGGGAAGCAAAAGUAUUCAUACUUGAAUGAUGGAGAUGUUUUAAAAGCGGAGGGAGCUACUCUCAGAGUUUUAUAUACUCCUGGACAUACAGAUGAUCAUAUGGUUUUACAUCUUCUAGAAGAAAAUGCUGUAUUUUCUGGUGACUGUAUUUUAGGGGAAGGAACAGCCGUAUUUGAAGACCUUUAUGAUUAUAUGAAAUCACUGGAAAAGCUCCUGGAAAUCAAAUCCGAUUUAAUAUACCCUGGACAUGGUCCAGUAGUCAAAGAUGCAAGAGCUAAAAUCCAAGAAUACAUUUCACACAGAAAUGCACGUGAACAGCAAAUCUUAAAUGUCUUGCAAGAGAAUGCAGGAAAUUCUCUCACAGCAGCAGAACUUGUGAAAAUUGUCUACAAGGACACACCUGAACAUUUGCAUAAAGCUGCAGAAAUUAACCUCACACAUCACUUGAAGAAACUAGGAAAAGAAGGGAAAGUAUUGUAUGAAAACUCUCCCAACUUCAGGUGGAAAAGCAAUUUAUAAAUAUGACGCCAAAACAAAUGCAAGCUGGUGAUGCUCUCUAUUUUGUGAACUGGAAUGGCCCUUUUCGAUACAAAAUCAAUACAGAUGUGUGUGUGUGUUUUCAUGGAAAGGGAUGCUUCAAAAAGUGAAAGUAAUCUGUGAGAGUGAAGCCAUUGAAUUUGAUGUGGUUAUUCCAGUUUUAUCACAAUGAAUUAAAGUGCAAUUGUUUAUAUAUGAA
Molecule: messenger RNA, 1139 nt
Organism: Elgaria multicarinata webbii
Lineage: Eukaryota; Metazoa; Chordata; Lepidosauria; Squamata; Anguidae
Gene: LACTB2
Product: lactamase beta 2
Exons: 7
Coding region: 53-922 (289 amino acids)
Cellular component (GO): mitochondrial matrix
Molecular function (GO): RNA endonuclease activity; single-stranded RNA binding
Source: RefSeq, a predicted model, not a curated record